AUGGAUAAGGAUAAAGACCGAAGAGUUCAACUUCAAGAGCUUAAUAACCGAAGCUGGAAUGGCGAGCAUCACUUUACAACCAAUGCAAAGCUAGACUCUUCCCUUAAGAAGAAUACAGCGUUUAUUAAAAAGAUUAGAACUUCAUUAACCGGAGAUAAGGUGACUGUCACCAUCAAUGAUAUCAAGCUGCUUUCAUUAGAAAAGUAUUUGAGUGAAAUCAUUAUCGGUAUUUCUGAAGGAUUGGCCAAAGUCUCCAAAAAUGAAGAUAUACUUGCCAGUAUGGAGAUAGUUAGUGCACUACAUCAACGAUUCACCAGUCAAUUCAGUAGUCAACUUAUGAUCUUACUUAUUAGUAGUAUGCAAAACCCCAUAAGGAUAUCUGAAGAGGUCAUUGAUGAAAAGGAGGAGUCAAGUCGCAUAAUACGACAGAAGAACUUACUUAAAUUGGUUACUGAAUUUACGCUAAUAGAUGUCUUUCAAGGUGGGUUAAAGGAUUGCCCAAAAGAGAUCAUUCCAGAGAAUUUGGCUAAACGGUAUGGUCAAUUAUUCAACGACCCCAUUUAUAUUGUCAUGUUAAAAGAUUUACUUCAGUUUGAGAUCAGAACCGGGAAUUCUUUGCCAAUUUUCACAUCGUUCUUAAGAAGAUUUUAUCCUUUACUAGUGGACGAAAACUUUACAUUAUUUGGAGUUGAAGAAGAAAGAAUUCUUCAUCAAAUAAUCAAACGGUAUUCUCUGACGGUCUUUGAAUUGUUGGUGGAAUAUCAUCAGACAUUAGUGAGGGCCGAAACCAGAACGAAAAAAGCAGCUAUAAGAACAGGGAAAAUCCUUGAAGAAUAUACUGAGGAACAAGAACGAGCCAAAGAGAUAUUCCAAAAGUUUAAAACCCAUUGUGAAAUCAUUUCCAGUAUAGCUGGUAUGCCAUUACCGCAGUUAAACCUGACAUUAGAGGAAGGUCCAUCGGCAACCAUUGAGAUCAUCAAGCCCAAGUCACUUAAUGAGGAUGAUUUGGGCGGAGUAUGGGAAAACUUGAAGGAGAAACAAUUUUAUACCAAACUUAUACCGUUUGAUGAAUUAUUAGAGCAAUAUAAUGUAGGUAAUGGCAGCACUGCUAACAAUGUUGUUGUUCCUGUUGGUGAGAAGGUGGUUGAAUUAUUGAGACGAUUAUCGAAUUGUACGCUGGAACAAGAAUUAGAACAAUUAGUUGUUGAAUUCAAGCUAUUAAAAUUAUACAACAAAGCCACCAAGAAUCGUUUAAUGAAAUACUUCAUUGAAGAUGCCAACCCCAAUGAUUUAAAAUAUUUUGCAAAAUUCUUGAAAUAUAAUGAAGUGGAAUUAAAAGAUUUAUUGGAUGAAUUGAUUGAAUAUUUGGAUAAUGGAUUCAGAAACCAAAUUCAUAACAACCGCUUGAAUUUCAAGAAUAUUUUCUUCUUUGUUGAAUUAACUAAAUUUAAGUUAAUUCCAAUCCAUAUUAUUUUCCAUAAGAUCAGGAAGUUAACGCAAAACAUAGCGGAAACUAAUAAUAUUGAUAUACUUUCAGUAUUCUAUGAUCAAGUGGGGAGAUUCUUGAAGAAUGAACCUGAGUAUAAAGAUUUGAUGGAGGAAAUGAUUUUGCUUUUGAAGAAAAAAUUGAAGAGUGGGAAUUUAAGUAUCAAUGAUAAAUCAGCCAUAAGGAACUUGUUAUUAACUGUGGAACCAGCUCGAACUCAAGUUAAACUGCAUAAUGAUGUGGUAUCGAAUUUAACUCCAGAACAAAAGUUCAUCAUCCGUACAAUUAGAGUAGAUUUAAACUCCAAGACUCUACCAAUAGUUUGGGAUAUUGUGAAACUAUAUUUUGAGAUUCCCAGUGCUGAAAUUAGACAAACAUUGGUUGAAAUAUUUGUCAAGCCAGAGUUAUUGAACUAUGAGAAUAUUGCAUACUUGUCCUUACUACUUCGGAAAGUGUCUAAACGAGAUCGAUAUUUCCUCAUGAUGGUUACCGAUAGCAUCAUUGAGCAAGUGAUUCGGGGUUUAGAACUAAAUGAUUAUCGUAAGAACAGAACAAGAACAGCCCAGAUCAAAUAUGUUGCUGAGAUGUUUAAUAGAGGAUUAAUAAAGUUCAGUCUGAUUAAUAAAUUGUUGAUGACGAUCUUGACUUUUGGACAUCCCAAUAAUCAAGUAUUCCCUGGCAACUAUCAAGUUGAAAUCGAUUUACCUCACAAUUACUUUCGUAUUCAGUUGUGUUGUCUUUUACUUUUGUCUAUAACUGGGGGGAAUACUGAUGAGAAGUCGAUGAACUUUAUACCUGAGACCUCAAUAAAGGCGUUUUUGGUUUUUUUCCAGUACUAUAUGUUUUGUAAGAAGCAACCGUUGGCCAUGGAAUUGCAGUUUCAGAUUCAAGACUUGUUUGCUAAGUAUUCGCACAUUGAGGGGGUUCAACAGUAUGAAGAUUUGUCGCAGGUGUUGGGGGCUUUACAGCACUUGACGAAUACCAAUGGCUUGCGGACCGAGGAGAACGAUGAAGAAGAGGCCGACGAGGAAGAGGAAGAGGAAGAGGAAGAGGAAGAGGAAGAGGAAGAGGAAGAGGAAGAAGAGGAAGAGGAGGAAGAGGAGGAAGAGGAAGAAGAGGAGGAAGAGGAAGAAGAGGAAGAAGAAGAGGAGAAUAUUGAAGAAAUUGGAGUUGUUACCACUAAUAGUGUGCAUGUUUUUUCCUCUGAGGAAUAUAGCGAUGACUCUGACUCUGACUCUGACCGUGACUCUGACUCGGGCGGAGACAACUAUUCUGAAGAUUCUGACUCUGACGACUCGGAUAGUUUAGACCUGGGUGAAAGUGAUGAUGAAGAAGACGAAGAUGAAGAUGAAGAUGAAGAAGAUGAAGAUUCUGAAACAGAAUUAUUCAUUCCGAACCCUCCAAUUUCAGACGAAGACAAGAAAUUUUUCGAUGAUAUUGAUAAGGAGCUCCAAAAGAUAGUUAUUGAAUCUUAUGAAGGAGGAAGAAACGUGAGCAAACGAUUGAAUGUUCCAAUGCCUUCCACGAGAUCGCAAAGCACGCAAAGCACGCAAUCAGAAAGCAGACUGUUUGGUGAUAAUAAGACUAAAAUGACGUUCAAUCUUAUCACUCGAAAUGGGAAGAAGACCGGCUUCAAGCAGAUCCAAUUGCCUAAUGAUUCAAGAUUUGCAGAGAAUAGAAUAAAACAAAAGAAUGAUAAUGAAGAGCAUAAACAGAAAAUGGUUAAUAUGGUGAUGAAUAUGGAUAAUUGA
Molecule: messenger RNA, 3237 nt
Organism: Lizanozyma spartinae
Lineage: Eukaryota; Fungi; Ascomycota; Pichiomycetes; Serinales; Debaryomycetaceae
Exons: 1
Coding region: 1-3237 (1078 amino acids)
Biological process (GO): nuclear-transcribed mRNA catabolic process, nonsense-mediated decay
Cellular component (GO): exon-exon junction complex; cytoplasm
Molecular function (GO): protein binding; RNA binding
Source: RefSeq, a predicted model, not a curated record